AGGCUUCAGUUGCCAUUGUUCUUACAUCCCACAAAGGGAGGUCCCAUGACGAGACCGGGAUGGACCCAUGGCGAGCGACAAAGCUACCCUGGCAUUGAAAUGAGACAAUCUCAAAACAUAAAAGCAUGGUCUUGAUGCAAGCCUUCAUAACUUAAGAGAUAGGACCUCCACUUUCUGGACCUGACCAAACUGAAAGCGCCAUCAUGGGAGUCAAUAUCCACCACAACAAAGACGGGGAGGUGCGGCGCAAAGAGCCCAAGAGUCAGGACAUCUCCCUGAGGCUGCUGGGCAAGAGCUACUGGUUUCUGGCCAGACGCACCAACUCUACGUUCAAUCAGGGUGCGCUGAAGAGACUGUUCAUGAGCCGGACCAACCGGCCACCUCUGUCCCUGUCCCGUAUGAUCCGCAAGAUGCAGCUUCCUGGUGGGGAAGGCAAGACAGCUGUGGGGGUGGGGACAAUCCCAGAGGAUGUGCGCAUUCAGCAGGUGCUCAAACUGAAGGUGUGUGCCCUGCGUGUGACUGGCCGCGCCCGAACUUGCAUCCUCAAGGCUGGAGACAAAAUCCUAACCUUUGACCAGUUGGCCCUGGACUCCCCCAAAGGCUGUGGAACUGUCCUGCUUUCCGGACCCCGCAAAGGCCGGGAAGUGUAUAGGCAUUUUGGCAUGGCUCCCGGGACCCCACGCAGCCACACCAAACCCUAUGUGCGUUCCAAGGGCUGCAAGUUCGAGCAUGCCCAAGGCAGAAGGGCCAGAGGCUACAAGAACUGAUCUGAGC
Molecule: messenger RNA, 774 nt
Organism: Sorex araneus (European shrew)
Lineage: Eukaryota; Metazoa; Chordata; Mammalia; Eulipotyphla; Soricidae
Product: 60S ribosomal protein L18-like
Exons: 1
Coding region: 204-767 (187 amino acids)
Biological process (GO): translation
Cellular component (GO): cytosolic large ribosomal subunit; ribosome
Molecular function (GO): RNA binding; structural constituent of ribosome
Source: RefSeq, a predicted model, not a curated record